This is a messenger RNA of Lycium ferocissimum, 883 nucleotides long. Its product is annotated as protein LURP-one-related 5-like. NCBI's taxonomy places the organism in Eukaryota, Viridiplantae, Streptophyta, Magnoliopsida, Solanales, Solanaceae. The transcript has 2 exons. The record is from RefSeq and is a predicted model, not a curated record. Bases 115 to 774 code for a protein of 219 amino acids.
AAGUCCCACCACCGUCAAUGAAUAAAAUAAUAAAAAAAACAAAGUUAUAAUUAAUGCUCAUACCCCAUUACAUAUUCACCUCUUCUUCAAAAUUCAGCAGUAUUAAUUUGAAGGAUGAGUUGUCCUAUUGUGAAUGAGAGAUUUUGUUUCAAAGAAGAAAUGAAUCUGACUAUUCAUAAGAGUUCAUUAUUCUAUCCUGGUGAUGGUUUCAUUGCUUAUAAUCCGGGUGGUGAAAUUGUUUUUCGGGUGGAAUCGUAUUGCCCCGCUUCAAGAAGCAAGGAUGAACUCAUUCUCAUGGAUUCUACUGGUGCUUCUCUUGUCACCCUCCAACGCAAGAAGCCAAGCCUUCAUCAAAGGUGGGAAGGAUUUCUUGGAGAGAAAAACGAAGGGCAAGAACCAAUCUUCACCAUUCACAAGUCAUCAAUAAUAGGAAGAUAUGACAUAGUAGCACAAGUCCACAAUACUGAUCCAAUUCAAGAAUUCAAAAUUGAAGGCUCAUACGUGCAAAGGAGCUGCAAAAUCUUGUACAAUAAUAAUCCUAGAAUUACAGAGAGCGGUAGUGAAGAAGAAGAAACUAAAGUGGUUGUAGCUGAGAUCGAAAGGAAAAUGGACUCUGACGCAAAGGUUGUAUUGGGCAAGGAUGUUUUCUUGUUGUGUCUUAAGGCUGGCAUUGAUGGGGCAUUCAUCAUGGCUUUAGUGCUUGUCCUUGAUCAAAUGGAAGGGCAUGACUAUAAAGAGAGUGGUGAUAUGGUUAAUUUCACUUUUGGACAUUGAGCAUUACUUAUUAAUUCAUAAUAUGAAAUUUAUGAGCUCUACAGUGAGCUAAGUUUGGAUUCAUAAUCAAAUAUUUGCGGAUAUUUAGUAAAUGUUUUAAUACAUAUUA